Panicum hallii is the source of this 854-nucleotide messenger RNA. RefSeq lists its product as uncharacterized. Bases 135 to 635 code for a protein of 166 amino acids. Lineage: Eukaryota; Viridiplantae; Streptophyta; Magnoliopsida; Poales; Poaceae. The transcript has a single exon. The record is from RefSeq and is a predicted model, not a curated record.
CUGCACCGUGAGGCGGAGACGGAAGGGAAGAGACAAUCUAGAUUGAGAAAAUUCAUCAAGAGAGAGAGGUGGCACCAAAGCUCAAGCUCAAGCUCAAAGCUAUAGAGAGAAAGAUACAAAUCAUCUACACAGCAAUGGGCAACAGCCUUAGGUGCUGCCUCGCCUGCGUCCUCCCCUGCGGCGCGCUGGACCUGAUCAGGAUCGUCCACCUGAACGGCCGCGUCGAGGAGUACGGCCGGCCGGUGGCCGCCGGCGAGAUCCUGGCCGCCAAUCCGAACCACGUGCUGAGCAAGCCGUGCUCGCAGGGCGUCGUGCGGAGGAUCCUCAUCGUGUCCCCGGACUCCGAGCUGGAGCGCGGCGAGAUAUACUUCCUCAUCCCGUCGUCGUCGGUGCCGCCCGAGAAGAAGCAGAAUUCGAAGAGCGCCAAGAGCCUCUCGGCCGGCGCGCACGGCGACCAGCAGCUGGUCAAGAAGGAGAAGUACCACGGCAAGACCGGCCAUCCCAAGAGCAAUGGGCGCCGUGACUUGAGUGACGCCCUGUCACAGAAGAGGUCGGCGUCCCACCGGCGGCGCGUGAGUGCCGGCCGGACCGCCGCGUGGAAGCCACACCUCGAGUGCAUUGUUGAGGGAACUUGAGCAGAAGUGGAUCCAUUUUUCUUCUCCUUCUUUUUCUUUUUUUUUGUUUUGUGAAAUCAAGGGAGGUUGAUGUAACACCACCACCACCGGCAUGGUGGUUUGCUCUCUUGUGUGGUUAGCGAGUAUUUUUCUCCUCUCUUUUUUCGGUAAUUGUAUAUCCAUGUAAUGUUUUCCCCUUCCUACACAUACAUGAUGGAAAUGGAGAGGGAGGGUUGCCAA